Frankliniella occidentalis (western flower thrips) is the source of this 867-nucleotide messenger RNA. RefSeq names its product G1/S-specific cyclin-D2-like. The coding region runs from base 463 to 852 and encodes 129 amino acids. The transcript is spliced from 2 exons. The record is from RefSeq and is a predicted model, not a curated record. NCBI's taxonomy places the organism in Eukaryota, Metazoa, Arthropoda, Insecta, Thysanoptera, Thripidae.
GCCUGCUCAGCCUGCUAUCAGCCGGCCCGGCCCAACCCGGCCUCCGUGCUCCGCUCCGCUCCCAGCCAGCAUUCUCACAGCCAGACACACACUCGCACUCGCUCACCGACCGAGGACGAGCGAAGAGCGACGUGACCAAGUACUGCUGCGCAAGGGGAAGUUUAAGGAAAGGGGAAAAAAACAUUUCGUACGAAACAAGAAACUCUAGUGAACUCGCGUGUGAUUUAAGUUAAGUGAACAUUCAAGCAAGUGCUUUAAACAUUAAGAACCAACAACAACUCAACCCCGUGUCCGUCGUCGUUUUAAUAAAUUAGUGCUGUGAGACCGUGUGUUCCCAACUGUGAUAAAACAUCAAGAAUUAAGGAAAACGGAAGGUGUCAUUUAUCAUUUUCACAAAGUUCGAAAAAAAAUUUGUGCAACGCGAGUGGUUGGAUAGAUUGAUGGUGCAGCGUCGUGCACAAGAUGGAUCUACUGUGUUGUGAGUCUGGUAUCGAGACUGAGUGCCGUGCGUACCCGGACCCCGCCCUGCUCAACGAUGACCGUGUCCUGCUCAACAUGCUCGGCCAGGAGGAGAAGUACACCCCGACCACGGCCUUCUUCACCUGCGUGCAGAAGGACGUGACCCCGCAGAUGAGGGCCAUCGUCUCCAACUGGAUGCUCGAGAGCUGGGAGCUGCUGGUGCUGUCCAAGCUCAAGUGGGACAUGUCCGCGGUGACGCCCCACGACUUCUUCGACCACAUCCUGAGGAGGCUGCCCGUCGACACGACCGCCUGGGACGUCGGCAUGAUCCGGAGGCACACCCAGACCUUCAUCGCCCUGUGUGCGCGAGGUGAGCAUCUCUGCCAGCCGUAGAAUUUCGAAUUUUAU